Sesamum indicum (sesame) is the source of this 890-nucleotide messenger RNA. RefSeq lists its product as uncharacterized. Gene Ontology annotation, molecular function: RNA binding. Gene Ontology annotation, cellular component: nucleus. The record is from RefSeq and is a predicted model, not a curated record. Lineage: Eukaryota; Viridiplantae; Streptophyta; Magnoliopsida; Lamiales; Pedaliaceae.
CAUCUCGUGACCUACUUCCAAACACCCCCUAUAAACUGGCCCAGAAUCGCAAACCUCAAAAUAAAAACCCUAGCUCCUCUUUAAACCCUUGCGUUCGUUAUUCACAGCACAAGGAGUUCACCCCAGAAAGACUGGGAGCAAUUUCAACUACGCACAGCUUCUUGCUCAUUUGCAGUGUUGAAAUACACACGCGUUCCUUUAAAUUAAGUCGUUAUUGAAAUGGAGGAGAUUGCGGACGGAUUGAACAAGAUGAACAUUGCGGAAUCCCAGAAGAAGAACAGGAUUCAAGUCUCCAAUACCAAGAAGCCGCUUUUCUUUUACGUUAAUCUCUCCAAGAGGUACAUGCAACAGCACAACGAGGUGGAGCUUUCAGCACUUGGCAUGGCAAUUUCAACAGUUGUGUCAGUUGCUGAAAUUCUGAAGAACAAUGGAUUUGCUGUUGAAAAGAAGAUCAUGACAUCCACUGUGGAGAUAAAGGAUGAAUCAAGAGGAAGACCCAUCCAAAAAGCUAAGAUUGAAAUAGUACUUGGGAAGACAGCAAACUUCGAUGAAUUAAUGGCUGCAGCGCAAGAAGGUGGAGAGAAUGGAAAUGGCGAGGACUAGGGCUGGAGGGAGCUGUUAUAUGCCACCUUCGGUUAUGGAUGUCUCCUUAAGUUUGGGUUCGUGUAGAGUGGGCUAAGGACAGUCUUAAUAGUUGGUGUGGCUCUAAUUUUGUAACAAAUUGUUUCUUGACGUUUUUCUGAUUGCGUCUCUAUUCUGUUUUCCUUUUUGUUAAUUAUUCUUUAAUGAAGUUUUUCCUAUAUCUGUGACAUUUUGAUGGCGUCCUGUAAUGUGGGGUUGUGGCUUUGAUUAUUUUCUCUUGAUAAGUUGAAGGCGUAUCAUCCACCCAA